Molecule: messenger RNA, 1907 nt
Organism: Paecilomyces variotii
Lineage: Eukaryota; Fungi; Ascomycota; Eurotiomycetes; Eurotiales; Thermoascaceae
Product: major facilitator superfamily domain-containing protein
Exons: 7
Coding region: 256-1665 (469 amino acids)
Biological process (GO): transmembrane transport
Molecular function (GO): transmembrane transporter activity
Source: RefSeq, a predicted model, not a curated record
CCAAGAUGAUCGUGGAAACUUUCUAGUUUUAUACUAGAUCAUCAUGUCUCUACAGCGGGGAAGAGCGGCUUCCGCCCGAAUAUGACGAGGGAGGAAUUACAGUAUUGCUAAUGUAACGUGUGGAAUGUCCUCUUAUAAGAUGCUCCGGCCGCGCUACUCCCGGAUCUUCGAGUUCCCGGAUUGGAUCCUGGCUCUGGUGCUGCUUCUUUUAUCCAUUAUAUUAUCUCGCAGCACUAUAGAAAAGAAGCUGCAACUAUGGGGGUAAAGAAGUUCCUCAAGAGUCGCUCAGGUCUGCGAGUGAACAAUAACCAGGUCACCAAUGCAGCAAGCCUUACCCUGAGAGAGAGCUUGUGGCCAUUGACCAUUGUGACUCUUCUGUUCUUCCUGUGGGGAUUCGCCUAUGGUCUGCUGGACACGUUGAACAAGCACUUCCAGAGUACGUUGCACAUCACCAGAACGCGCUCCUCUGGCCUCCAAGCUGCAUAUUUCGGCGCUUACCCUCUCGCGUCUCUCGGAUAUGCGAACUUCAUCCUCCGUCGCUUCGGUUACAAGGCCGUCUUCAUAUUCGGGCUCUGCCUCUAUGGCAUUGGAGCGCUUUGCAUGUGGCCCGCCGGUCUGCAUCAAUCCUUUGGUGGAUUCUGCGGUGCUACAUUCGUGAUCGGAUCCGGUCUGGGCUCCCUAGAAACUGCCGCGAACCCAUACCUUACUGUCUGCGGUCCUCCCAAAUACGCUGAGAUCCGUAUCAAUUUCGCACAGGCGUUCAAUGCCAUCGGAACGGUCCUCGGCCCUGUGCUGGGCUCGUAUGCCUUCUUCACCGAGACAAAUGAUAAUGUAGAGGCAUUGAAGCGUGUUCAGUGGGUUUAUCUUGCCAUAGGCAUAUUCGUCUUCUGCCUGGCUGGUGUGUUUUUCGUCUCGGAAAUACCGGAAAUCACAGAUGAAGAUAUGGCUGUGCAGGAGACGGACGUUGAAGAGACGCAAAAGCCGUUUUGGAAACAUUAUGGUCUGUUCCAUGGCGCCCUCGCCCAGUUUACGUACACUGGUGCUCAAGUUGCCAUUGCGGGAUACUUCAUCAAUUACGCAGUUGAAACACGACCGCACACGUCCAGCGCUACUGGAGCGAAGUUCCUCGCUGGAGCCCAGGGUUGUUUCGCAGUCGGCCGCUUCUCCGGAUCAUUGCUGAUGAAGUACGUAACGCCUCGAUGGGUGUUCCUUGUUUAUAUUUCCGGCGUGGUGGCCUUCCUCGCCGCAUCUACUACUCAACGAGACAACACUGGCGUAGCAAUGCUAUUCCUGACCCUGUUCUUCGAAUCAGUCUGUUUCCCGACAAUAGUUGCGCUGGGAAUUCGAGGUCUUGGAAAACACUACAAGCGCGGUUCAGGCUUGAUCGUUGCUGGUACCUCCGGAGGUGCAGUCGUGCCCCCGAUCCUGGGUCACGUCGCCGAUAUGCGUAACUCGACGGGCUUUGCUAUGAUUGUGCCCACAAUGUUCAUGGUUGUCGCUUGGACAUAUGCCGUAGCAGUCAACUUCGUGCCUUCGUACCGCGACACAGUAGACAAGCUCGGGAGCAGCAGUGUUGGGUUGGAGAAUAGUGGUUCCAUCAAAGAUGAGGAGUUUGGGGUCGUCGAGAAAGAAGCAGAAGCGGAGGCUGUGCAUAUUGAGAAGUAGAUUAGGGUUAGUUAAUUUUGAGCUAUUUCAUAAACACGAGACGGCAAUGAAUCACCGCGGCGCCCUAGAGAAUUGCAGCUCCUGCAAGAACACCACACCACACGGGUCUUCUUUUUAUUUUGCAGUUCUACAGUACGAAGCUCUCAAAUUUUCUCUUAGGUAUAAUAAUGCGAUACAUCUCAAUCGUGGAGAUGCAGCCCAUACUCAAGGCCAUAGCACAUCUAGCGCCCGACGCUGGGGGA